UGUCUGUAACUGCCGUUAGUAUGGCACCAAAGUUCAACAACACACCAGAACACGUAACGGUUGUGGAAGGAGGCAGGAUCAUCUUGCCCUGCUCUGUUGAAUUUCUAGGUGAACAGUCUGUUAUAUGGGUGAAUCCAAGGAAGACGCUGAUUAGUCAUGCAGAUCGUAGAAUGAUCGACGACCACCGAAUCAGCGUAGAACGACCUUAUAUCAAGAUCUGGAACCUGCUUAUCCGUGAUGUCCGUUACAAUGAUAGUGGGACCUACGAGUGCCGGGUCAAUACAUCGCCUAUUCAAAUCAAAAAGGUCACACUAGAAGUUCAAGUUCCGCCGACGAUAUUGAGUCAGUUGUCGUCUGAUAAAAUCGUGCUCGAAGAAGGACAAUCGGCGACACUUAUCUGCAACGUCACAGGCAUUCCACAACCAAACGUGACUUGGUACAGGAGAAACUAUAGGUCGCCUGGAUCCAGUAAAGAGAGAAUUGGUUUGGAGGGUGAGGUGCUGAUCAUACACAAUGUGACCCGACACUGUGAUGAUAUAUAUGAGUGCUUCGUGGACAAUGGCGUGCCCCCUGCUGUCAGCAAAGCUAUCAGAGUUGUUGUUGACUAUCGACCGGAAGUUGUACUGGCUAACCCCAAAAGCAUUGGACAGCAACUGGGCAAGGAAACCAUUUUGGAUUGCCAGAUUUUUGCGCAUCCUCAGGCUGUGACAAACUGGGAGAAAAAUGGGAAACCACUUGUGAAAAAUGAUAAAUAUGACAUAGACGUCUUUAAAAAUGAUAAUGAAAAUUCUGUGACCUUGGCACUGAGAAUACGUGAUCUGGCACCUGCUGAUUAUGGUGGCUACGAGUGUGUGGGCUCCAACUUCCUUGGUGAAGACAGAGAGACAAUGAUUCUUUAUGAAAUUAAACCUCCAUCCACAACAACAGAAAGUACUACAACUACGACUACCAUGAACAUCAUGGACUUGGCAAACACAAAUGUACUAAUAGAUGAUCGUCGCCCUAAAAAUCAGAAGCACGACAAAAACAAUCUUCCAUUUAACCAAGAUGGACAAUCGGAACAUCUGGGACGAAAUACUGGUGAUAGAGUUAGAGGUAUGGAAGAUUUUGUUAGAGGAGUCGACAAUAAAAU
Messenger RNA from Candidula unifasciata, 1132 nucleotides. The record is from the annotation of a GenBank genome assembly. Lineage: Eukaryota; Metazoa; Mollusca; Gastropoda; Stylommatophora; Geomitridae.